AUGACAAGUGUCUCGGACGAGACUGGUACAGACUUCUUAGUCCCUUGGCUAAGGGAGACCAGGCAGUCCUGCACACUUUGUUCAAAUGUUGUUGAUAUUUUGCAGGCAAAGGUGGCUCAACUCUAUAGGCUGGAUAAACUGCUACAAGAGGAGAGUGGAACACUGCAUAGUCUACAGCAAGAUAAGGAAAUGCUAGAGCAAGCCCUGGGAGGUCUACGACACAAACUGCAAGUGAUCGACAACAACCCGGUGGAAGCAGAGCGGUAUCGCAAGCAGCAGCGACUACUGGAGCGGGAACUGACGCGCGUCAGGUCCAUUCUGGCUCACAACUCUAAGAAACUGGAGGAGACUGUGGCAGAAAACGCUAGGCUGGAACAGGAGUUGGUUGUACUUAGACAGAAGGUACAAACAUCUCGCCGUAUCCCAGACCCGGCGACUGGACCGACUACAGCCGCGCUGGAAGCCGAGUUACGUCGCGUUCAGACUCUGGUGGGAGAUCUACAGCGUCAGCGACAUGAGCUCAGCAUACAAGUGCGACAGCUCACCGACAAGAGUCGAUCGCUCAGUCAGCAAAUUCGUCCCGGUCCCACUGGAGUCGCAGGAGCAGGCGCUCUAAUGGGUAAGAAGCGACCGCUGCACACCAGCUGGCUGGAGACUGACCUUGACUCUCAGGUGACGCGUGACCUUGGCAUGGAUUCGCGUGACCUUGGCCUAGAUUCUCCCACCCCUACCUCACCAACACCUCCUCCGCCCCCACCACCGCUCUAUGUCAACACUGAUAAUGAUAGUUCGGCUGCUGUCAGUCCUACAAACAUCAGCUCUAAUAAUUCUGAAUUGGCGAGCAGAGACGACAUGAGCCAUCAGAUGCAGUACUGCCGGCCGAUGGACAUAAGCGAGGCAGACGACCGCAUCAAAGCGCAGGAAAUCAAGACGGUGCGCAUCGUGAAGCGCGAAUCGGAGAGGCGGCAGAGGGACAGGGAUAGGAGCGGCAAUAUCGGCAUACCGCUCACUAAUAACAACAUCCCCAACAAACGGUUGCCCUACCUUGAUGAGUACAGUAAUGAGCACCCAAUGACAACAUCAUCGUCAUCAUCAUCGAUGACGUCAUCGGUGACGUCAGUGCUGACCAAAGUGAUGGAGGAGGAAACCCCCUCCUCAUCAGUACCCCCUCCUGCACCCUCGCCGCGCACCGAUUCUGUCAACGCCAUACGAAACCUGGUCAACAGGCAGCAGAUGCAAUUGGCUAAAUCCAAGUUUGACCUGAUGAACGGUGGUAGCAGUAGUAACAGCAGCAGCAAUCAGCUGUCAGCUACCGAACAGCUGUUUGGACCAGCUUCGCCGCAGCUGACAGCUACCGAUCAGCUGUUUUCGUCGCAGCUGACAGCCACUGAUCAGCUGUUCUCACCGCAGCCAACCAAUCAACUAUCACCCCGAUCAGCUGUUCUCGCGACAGAUCAGCUGUUUUCACCUCAACAGUCUGCGAGCGAUCAGCUGUUUUCGCCGCAGUCGACUGAUCAGCUGUUUUCGCCGCAGCUGUCGCCCGUCUACCAGAGCGAGGCCGCGAGGCAGAUCAUUGAGGAGAUGAGUGCCUCGAGGCAAGGUGGCUGUUCGUCGAACAAACGCCUCGUGCCUCGCGAGAAACGUCGUCACCACACUGUUUCCGGGAGGCCGCUCUUCAGGAUAGACACUUCUUAUGCUGCCGGAGGCUCCAGGGACGACCUAGACAUGGAACGCGCUCUCAGACCGCGCCUGAACGCUCCCGACGUUGUGCGGUCCACGCUCAGCCGUGUGGACACCAAGUUCUCUUCAGAGACCAUUGAUAACCUCCUGGGAACUCCCAACAAGAUCCUGAUUCCCGAGCGGUAUGUGCCUGAGACAUCCCCAGAGUUGACAGUUGAAGAGCAGGCGAAACGAAGCAAAAAAGCAGAUGCUAUCAGGAAGAUGUUGUCUGAAACUACAAGCACUGGGACGAUUGUUAAUCAAGAUCCUGUGUCGCCUAAUGAGCCCGGCAUAGUUCUGGAAAAUGCCAGCAUAUUGUCAUUCAAAGGCGAAACGGUCCAAUUCCAAGCGACAACUCUACCCACGCUGUAG
Molecule: messenger RNA, 2091 nt
Organism: Nilaparvata lugens (brown planthopper)
Lineage: Eukaryota; Metazoa; Arthropoda; Insecta; Hemiptera; Delphacidae
Exons: 11
Coding region: 1-2091 (696 amino acids)
Source: RefSeq, a predicted model, not a curated record